CGCAGAAGUCUCGAACUUAUUCCACGGCCAACAAGUGCCUAGCACAUAACGGACAACGGAAUCACGGGUUAGUCAAAGUAGCCACUUUAAAGCCACAUAACUUUACGCCGUGGCAUCAAUCAUAAUCGGUCCCAGUUGGCGCAGGUAGUGACAGUGGUCAAACGGAAAGCGCGAAUUUUUCAAUCGAGUCACAAAAGUGGAAACGGAAAUCCGACGGUUUUGUUGUUUUGACUUAUAAAGCAAAAGUGAAAAAUUGUAUAGUUUUGUUUAGAACUUUUAAUACUUGUUAGGCGAAAAUGAUUGAAUGAGUUGGUGUGCCGCACAAAGUUUACCGCAAACUCGGUUUCUAAAGUUUCAACGUUUAUUUUUAGCCUUCAAAAGUUGUGUAUGAUUUUGAACGGUUGACAAGUGAAUUUGACAGCUUAACGAGAAGUUACCAUUUGUACGGGGAAUUUUCCGUAAACAUUGGGAUCAAGGUGAAAAUUUAAAAGGUCACAUUAAUACCAGCGAUCACCAAUAUGGGUCCGCUACUAGUCUUCUUCCUAUACAUGCUACAAUUGCAGGCGACAAUACGAAGCGAAAUUAUAGAAUCACCAAAUGAGCAACUAAACACUAUUUCCGACACAGAUGAUGCCGAUUUUAAUGAAAGUGAGUCCAACGAACGAACUGAGAAUCCACAAAGAUUACCUUUUAUACAAACUGGACGCAAUCCAACCGAAGUAGAGUUUCGUUAUCCCAUCGCAUCGUUGAAUAUUGACUACUCGAAGAAUUUGAUUAUUUUGAAAUUUCGUAAGUCUAAGGCUGACGAAGAGGAGGAGCUUCGUCGCAAAGCGUUUAAUGAGAAUUUCAUGCGCUUCGGACGUGCAAAUGCCGAUUUUAUGCGUUUCGGUCGUGAUGCAACAGAUUUCAUGCGCUUCGGACGCAGUCCAUCCGACUUUAUGCGCUUCGGCAAACGUACGCUCGAACAAGUGCCCAAAGUGAAUAGUCUCGAUCACGAUUAUACGGUUAACUAUGAUAAGAGCGCCGAUGCAGGCCGACGCAUUGAACGCAGUCAGGAGGGUAUACGCGAUUCACGCGGUGAUAAUUUCAUGCGCUUUGGUCGACCAGCCGAUGACUUUAUGCGUUUUGGACGUGCUUCGGGUGAUUUUAUGCGCUUCGGUAGAAAUCCUUCGGACUUCAUGCGUUUCGGACGAGGUGGUUCUAAUAAUGAUUUUAUGCGUUUCGGACGUAAUUCCAAAAAUGAUUUCAUGCGCUUCGGACGUACGCCAAAGGAACAACGUGGCAACAAUCAAGACUUCAUGCGUUUCGGUCGACCGGACAACUUUAUGCGCUUUGGUAGAAUACCAACGGCUACACCGAAUUUCAUGCGUUUCAGUAAACCAGAUCAGAAUUUCAUGCGUUUCGGCAAGAGUUUGGACCAGCAAGCACCUAACGAGAAUAGCACCAAACCACCACUACCCAGAGAGGUUAUCACAGAAGCCGCAAAAAUUCUACAUCAAGCCGAGCAAUAUGGCGGUAUAGGCGAAAGCAAUCCCAUGGACAGAGCCAUCAAAGUGCUGUUUAGCAAGGAUGACGAGCACGAAACCUCGGCACAAGAUGAGAAGAGCAUACAAAGUGAUGCCGAAGCGACCAAUGAAGACAACGACGCUGAUUACGAGCUGAAUGUGGUGUAAUGAGCGGGAUAUAACUAAUCUGACGAUCACAUGUAAAUAUUACUUCGCUUAAAAUGAUAAACUGGCUACGGAAACUCACACAGACACACAUUACCUAUACACAUGUAUAGUAAAAUAUAAUUUUGAUAUAAAAAAUAUAUAAAUUAUAUAUAUAUUAUAUAUAAAUACGCAUAUAUAGGGUGUUUUCCGCAUUCAAAAAUUCAAAAAAACUUAGUGUAUCUUAUUUGAAAAGUUUGGAAGUGAAUUUUUACUAGGGCUGGAAUAAAAGUUCACUUCCUGAGAGAGUUCCUUACUUUGUUUAAACAUAACAAAUGUGACCAUGCAACCCAGUAUACGAGUAAAUAUUUUAAUGUAAACUAUAUGAAUAUAUAUACUUUGAAAAUUUGUUUAAAUUAUAUAGGGAAAAUAAAAAUAUAUACAAACACUCAUAUAUAUAGGUAAGAAUAUGAAUCGAUAUAACUAUGUAAUAAAAAUAUAAAUAUAUUUUAGCUUCACAUACAUAUGCACUUAUGAAGAAAUUAUACAAAAUUUUAAAUGGUUUUGAGAAGGUAAAUGAAAAUCUAAAUAAAACGAAGACUUCAAAAGCAACAAAAUGAGAAAAACACGCA
Molecule: messenger RNA, 2281 nt
Organism: Bactrocera oleae (olive fruit fly)
Lineage: Eukaryota; Metazoa; Arthropoda; Insecta; Diptera; Tephritidae
Gene: FMRFa
Product: FMRFamide propeptide
Biological process (GO): neuropeptide signaling pathway
Source: RefSeq, a predicted model, not a curated record